UGGUCUCGGGUGGACGCGCUCUGUCCGUGUGUGUCUCCGGGGCUGGGUCUGUCUCCUCACCGAGCGGAGGAGGAAAAUAUCAAACCUCCUUCAAGCAUGACGAGACAAAGGGCCCGAAGGACGAUGGUCUGAACGGCGCCCGGGACUCAGCAUGGCGAUCAGGGAGCUCAAAGUUUGUCUUUUAGGGGACACCGGCGUGGGGAAAUCCAGCAUUGUCUGCCGAUUCGUUCAGGAUCACUUUGACCACAACAUUAGUCCCACCAUAGGAGCGUCGUUCCUGACGAAGACGGUGCCGUGCGGAAACGAACUGCACAAGUUUCUGAUCUGGGAUACAGCGGGACAGGAGCGGUUUCACUCAUUAGCGCCGAUGUACUACCGAGGCUCGGCGGCUGCCGUCAUCGUCUAUGACAUAACUAAACUGGACUCUUUCCAGACACUGAAGAAGUGGGUGAAAGAGCUGAAAGAACACGGCCCGGAGGACAUCGUAGUGGCGAUAGCAGGGAAUAAGAAUGAUUUAGGAGACAUCAGGGAAGUUCCGAUGAAGGAGGCCAAGGAGUUUGCUGAAUCAAUCGCAGCUAUUUUCAUCGAGACGAGCGCCAGGAAUGCCGUGAAUGUAGAAGAGCUCUUUCAGAAAAUCAGUAAACAGAUCCCCCCACUGGAGAACGCCGAGGUGGACAGCAACGAGUCCUUCAAGCUCACCCGGCAGCCCGCUCCGUCCACCAGGAGGUGCUGCUAGUAUGGGGGGAGGCACGCUGAUGAUGCCGGCUUCCACCCACCCUCUACCCCACCUCGGCCACAAUGCACACAGUGUCCCGGGGGUGGGACAGACGACACGGUGGACGGACAGGCAGACGGCCGGACUGAGGUCAGCUCGCACGUGGGUUCGACUGCAGCACAAAGCAGACGGACCCUCCAGCAGUAUUAUCUGGGUCAACAGCUUCAGGCAGCACAUUUCCUCCAGCAGCGGUAGAGUCAGGAGGCAGAAAGCCUUCCGUCUGGCCCCCUCCAGUGGUGGUUGACAGAAUUACAGUGGAUGUAUUUGCUCUGUUGGGAGAGACUUGGUCUCAACAGCAGAUGAUCCUGUUCAGGUUGACCGUUAUGCUUUGAGAGUAUGGCUUUACCACAUGUCAAGUCUUAGUUAUCUUAGUUAGACUCCCAUUAUUAUUUCCUCAAUUAAUCUUAUUUGACCACUUGGUGAACACACGUCAUGAGGGACCUGUUUACCCAUUUUCAAGUGAAAACGUAAAACUUUUGUAGCGUUUUGUGUGCUCUGAGCCACUGAGGCCAUGUUUAAACAUCACCAGGUAUUUACAAAAACGGAUAUUUCUCCCUCCACGUUAAUGGAAAAAAAAAAGAAUCUACGUUUACCCAGACCUGCAUUGAAAAGCUGGUUCAGGGCUACCAUGUGCAUGCCAGACCUGUAGGGGGCGAUGCAAUGAGGAGCAUGAAACCAUGCCAGCCAAUCAGGAUCCUGGAAAAAACACAACGCCAGGUAUUUCCUGUCCUUUCAGCGAUGACGGCGACAUUCUGACAUUCUCACGUCAUUCCUCUGGGAAAACCAAUUUGUUUUCAAAGUUUUCCCACCAGCCAGCAUUUCCCCCAGGUCGUGUCCAAAACUGGCAGUGGUAGCGACAAUGUUGGCAGGCAACCAUUUCUCUUGGUCGAAGGAAAAAGUUCAUGACUCGUAGCUGCAUUUACGUCUAAAUACAAAAACUGAACUCGUCUCCGUUGUCGUGUGAACAGCAUGAAAAAGCAACUUUUUGAAAAUGCUUUGACUCUGUUGUUGUGUAAAUGGGGAAAUGCAACAAUGUGAGAACACUUGGUUUCCAUGGAGACAGCGAAGCCAAUGGACCUGGUCCUGGUUCCAGUCAAGAUUGUCCUGGUCCUGGUCCUGGUUCCAGUCCAUAUACCUCUGGUCCUGAUCCUGGUCCUGAUCCAUAUUCUCCUGAUGCUGGUCCCAGUCCAGAUUGUCCUGGUUCCAGUCCAUAUUCCAAUCACUUCUGUCCAAACAGAACACACUAGUGGCCCCAUAUGCUAGCUAAACUGUUUUUAGUGUUUCUGUCGUUUCCAUAUAAACGGGUACUGUUUUCGAAAUGUUGCUGAUUGAAAAUGAAACUUUUCUGAAAUGAAAAUACAAAAACGAUGCGUUCUCACUUGAAACACUUUGGUGUAAACAGGACUUUAUUCAGUUUACUUUUGUUUAUUGUUUUGAAACUCAUGGAUUUCAGAUGAACAGAGCAUCUUCAGUUUUCUUCUGGAGCUCCUUGUUUCAUUCCUUUUCAGUUUGGAAUCAACAGUUGAACCGAUUAACCAACAUUUGAAAGGUUUAUUGAUUGUUUGCAUUCCAGAAUUUGACAUUGAAAUUUCGGCACAAAUAAAAAGUCAGCGAUUAUAAUCGAUGUGCUUUAAACGUCACGUGUUGAUUGAACUGUUUCCAUUCAAAGAUUCUGAUUCUCAUUGUGCCUUGGCUUAAAAAUGCCACUCUUUUGAUAUGAAGUCCUACUAAAUAGACACUGUUUGUACCUACAGAGCUUUGUUUAUCACCUCAGUAUAUCAGGGGAAAGUUGGGUUGGUGCAGGCCGAUGUCGAUGCAGCAGCUUUACAUUCCUCUUCGUCAUGUGUUUCCAUGAACAUUCGCUACAUAAGGGUUUAACCGUAAAGCUGCAGGACGAACAGCUUAGAGGCAUGAAAAAUAGCAAUUUACAGCAUGACACCCCCCCCCCCCCCCCCCCUCCCCCCCGCUGCUGAAACACUGUGACGGAUACUCGAAUUGUUUACAUAGUGAUGUCUUAAAGAUGUUUUCUACAUGCUGAAAUGUAUUUCAUGACAGGAUGACUGCCGAACAGUGGAUUCGCCUGCUGAAGGCUUCAUUUUUAUCAGAAAAUCUGCAUUUUACUCUUAUUAGCAUGUCUCCAGUGGGUGAAGAUACAAAGAGGAUGUGCUGUAUAUAUUAACCCGUCUCUAAAACGACUGUUGAACGGUGCCUUAUUGUUGGAUUUUGAGAAUAUCAGUCGCCAUGGUAACCCCUCACCGGUAAAGCAAGAUUUUCCUAUUUCACGAGUCUCUUUUGAGAUUUGGAUUUGACCACUUUGAUAAACACGUAACAGCACUUUUGAAUAGUUUUAACCAGUAUUAGUUGGAUGUUACUUAAAGUCUACCAUGUCAGUAUCAGAAUCGAAAGAAUAAAUGUGCUUUGAUUUGAGAUUUUAACUCUAUUUCUGCAAUUACCUAAAAGAAAAUAGGUUUACAAUUACAAAUGAACUGAAUGUUUAAAAGUGUGCCUUUUUCAUGAAAUUUGAUGCUGGUAUAUUUUUUUUUAAUUAUUGUAAUAUAGUACGUGUCCACUUUUUGUGGAGAAAUGACACCAAAGUGCACUGAAAAGUGAAAAAUCAGCUGUUUAUUGUGGUGAAUCUGUCUCAUACACAUCCGUCCAUCAACAGCAGCAGCUAUUCUGACUCCAUCUUCUGCAGAUUUUCAGUGCAGUUUGGUAGAAAAUACUUCCUAUUUGAAGAUGUGCGUCAAAACGACUUCACCCUGUAAGUGCCUUUUAAAAAUAAAAUGUCUUAAAAACGUUUGGAGUGGCUCUCAAAUCUGCUACAGUGAUGAAUUCUGACCAACUAACAGGCAAACUGUAACGCCUCUGUCAUGCUUCCUGUAUUCUCUGAAUAAUUUCAGUGUAUUAAUCUGUGUAAUAAAGUAGAAAUU
Salarias fasciatus (jewelled blenny) is the source of this 3705-nucleotide messenger RNA. It is a transcript of the gene rab31, whose product is annotated as RAB31, member RAS oncogene family. Gene Ontology annotation, molecular function: GTP binding; GTPase activity. NCBI's taxonomy places the organism in Eukaryota, Metazoa, Chordata, Actinopteri, Blenniiformes, Blenniidae. The coding region runs from base 152 to 736 and encodes 194 amino acids. The transcript has 7 exons. The record is from RefSeq and is a predicted model, not a curated record.